Molecule: messenger RNA, 429 nt
Organism: Myxocyprinus asiaticus (Chinese sucker)
Lineage: Eukaryota; Metazoa; Chordata; Actinopteri; Cypriniformes; Catostomidae
Product: shadow of prion protein-like
Exons: 1
Coding region: 1-429 (142 amino acids)
Biological process (GO): protein homooligomerization
Cellular component (GO): membrane
Source: RefSeq, a predicted model, not a curated record
AUGGCUAAUCAAAAGCUACUGAUCGUGUGGGUGUGGAUUUUACUGGUUGCAACACUGUGUCCUUGGGCCAACUGCAAACUUGGACGGGGUUUUGGUGGCAGGGGCAAGGGUGUAGGACAGGGGGCUAAAGCGCCCCCUUCCCAGAGCAAAGGCUCUUCAAGGCAGGGGCUGAAACUGGCAGGUGCUGCAGCCGCGGGAGCUAUCGGAGGAGCGGCCAUCGGCUAUGGUCUGGGUUCUCUGGGCAGACCUCGGUAUGGCUACGGCUAUGAAAGCGCCUCUGAAGAGGACAGGCGCUAUUACUACCCCGAUGGACAUGGAUACCACAAUCGCUCAGACUGGCGGUACUAUAGAAGCGCAGCCAGCUCAGACCAUGUGGCCAGCAUAAUCAUGACGCUUGGAGCCGUGGCAAAUUUUUUUAUAUGGAACUAA